AAAGGCAUGGAUAAAGAGUAAAAUAAGGACUGAUGGUUGUUAGUCUUAAAAUUUGGUUGUAAGUCUAUCAUUCUCUCGUUGAACAUCUCAUCUCGUCCAUCGUGCUUUCAAAAAAUUAGUGUUUUUUGUCAACAAAUAUUAUGGCUGAUCAUCAUGAACAGCCACAACCACAGCAACAACACCUUCAUCUUCAACAACAACCACAAUCGACUCAACCGACACAGCUUCAGCAACAACAACAACCGACACAACCGUCUCAGCUACAGCAACAACAACAGUCGCUACAACAACAAAUUCAACAGCAGUUAUUACAGCAGCAACAAAAUCAUCAACAGCCACAACAAUCUACACAAUUACAAUUAUCACAACAAUUAUCACAGCAGCUAUCACAGCAGCUAUCUCAACAAUUACCACAACAACUACCACAACAGCUACCCCAGCAACAACAACAGUCAUCUCCAGCAUUUAAAUCAUCUCAAUCUACACCAAAAAAUUGUCUCUCUCUAGAUGUUGGUACAUCUAUGGAAGACCAAUCAACUCCAGAAAUACCUUCUACAAUUUUAAAUUCAACUAGUUUAAAUGCUUCGACAAACGCAGCUCUUACCUCAUCAGCAUCAAAUCAACCCAAACGUUUACAUGUCAGCAAUAUUCCAUUUAGAUUUAGGGAUCCAGAUUUAAGACAAUUAUUUGGACAAUUUGGUCCUAUUCUUGAUGUCGAGAUUAUUUUUAAUGAAAGAGGAUCGAAAGGUUUUGGUUUUGUAACCUUUGCCCAUGCGGCUGAUGCUGGAAAGGCCAGAGAACAGUUAAAUGGUACAAUAGUGGAAGGUAGAAAAAUAGAAGUAAAUAAUGCUACUGCUCGAGUACAAACUAAAAAACCUACAUCAAUUGCCGCAGCGGUUGCCGCUGCAGUUGCCGCUGCCUCAGUUAUACCCAACGUGGGAGCCUUGAGAGGUGUCACGAUAUCCCGGGCUUCUACGAGAGCGGCUGCGAGGGCAGCCGCAACGGCAGCAUUUGCUCGACAUCCUACUCCAUUAACAGCUACUGCUGCCACCCUGCAUGGUUAUGCCACCACCCCUUUACCUACAAAUUUACGCGGAGGAGUUUAUCAAGAUCCUUACCUAACUUAUGCCACGGUUGCUGGAGCUGAACGUUAUCAAUUCCCGGCAUCUUAUGCUGCUAGUGCUGCUUACACUGCUGCAGCAGCACGGACUUAUGCUGCAGCCGCUGCCGCCGCCCAUGCAAAUCCAGCAGUAGCUCAAUACGCUGCUGUAGUAGGUUAUGGUCGUGAAUACGCUGAGCCUUACCUUGGACACAGCAUUGGACCUGUAACUGGUUACGGAACCUCUGUUUAUCGUAAUGCGUACAAUCGAUUUGCACCUUAUUAAAUCAUGACGAGAUGAUGAAUGACUCUUCCUUUUAAUUUUAAAGGAUCAUAAUUUUCCUCAUAUUUAUUGAUUUUAUUGAAUCUCGCGAAGAGAAAUUUCUUUUUUUCUCUUCUUCUUCACCUUAUUUUUCCUUCUUCCUUGGCAUCAUCUUUUUAAUCAAUUUUACCAAAAAGCAAAAACACAAAACCUUUUCAGUUUCAAUCUCAAGAUUAAUGGAACCUCUCAUCUCUUUAUCUGCCAAUAUCUUGUUGCAUAAGAAGAAAGCCUUUUAAGAAGAUUUACUUUUGCAAAAGAUGACUCUUUGUUUUGUAAACUUUACCUUUACCUUAAACUUAUCCCAUCUUUUUUCCUCUGUCUUCCUCUUCCUUAUCAGUCUCUUUUUUGUUCCCUUUAUGUGUCUGUCUUUUCAAGAAGACAGGCACAAAAACAAAAAGGAUGAGGAUGAAGAUAAAAAGGUAACAUCAAUACUGGGCCAAUCUUAUGAUCCAGUUGAUUGAAUUGAAACACCACAUCAGAUAAUCUAAGUCAUGUAAACCCAAAAAAAUCGAUUAUCAAUCUAGUAAUACUCACAUGAAUACUCUGUCUCAUUAGUUUAUCAUCAUCGUCAUCAUGAAGCAUCA
This is a messenger RNA of Tetranychus urticae (two-spotted spider mite), 2005 nucleotides long. RefSeq names its product RNA binding protein fox-1 homolog 2. Gene Ontology annotation, cellular component: cytoplasm; nucleus. Gene Ontology annotation, biological process: regulation of alternative mRNA splicing, via spliceosome; nervous system development. The record is from RefSeq and is a predicted model, not a curated record. NCBI's taxonomy places the organism in Eukaryota, Metazoa, Arthropoda, Arachnida, Trombidiformes, Tetranychidae. Gene Ontology annotation, molecular function: mRNA binding.